GGCUAUUCUAUUAUACAGGUUUUAUUCAACCGAAAACAUCUUUAGAGGCCUUGAAAAGUUUACAGAAAGAACAUUACGUAGGUGCUUUAAAAGAAAGUCUCUACACAGUGAGCAGGCCGGAAUGGAAGAUAACCCAUGUAUUGUAUGUGCACAGCUGCCGUGAAGCGGCAACAGGCAGUCUCAUUCAGUGUCUACAUAAAGUUCUUAACACAGUGGAUCCAAAAACAGCACAAUUAAUAUACACAGGAGAUGUUCACGUCGUCAUGACCAAGUACGACCUUGUGAAACAACACGACCAAUAUGACAGCGCAGAUAACGAAACGAUAUCUGCCGAAAACUACAAAGAUGUAGUAAAAGACAUAGCAGCUGCCUUUAGUAUAGAAGGCUCACUCAAAGACAACAUGACGCAAUGGACUAGUUACACAGAUAAAACUAGCAGUGAGUCUGAUAAUCCACUCAUCGACAAUACCGCCUUGAAAUUAAUGAGACGUAUAGUAGCGCCCAGUUGUCCUAGGACUGAGGAAACAAAAGCUGUGGUUACCACAGUAACAAAGAUGAACCUUAUGUUCAAAAAAUGGUUGCGAAAACAAAACUUUACAUUCACACAGUUGCUUCUUAUGACUGUAUUACUUUUUCUGGCUAUCAUAAUGUUUGUUUUGAUAAAGUAUCCACUUUUUUAAUCAUAAAUAGGUCUCAUUCGUGUUGCUGUAGUAAAGUACGACCGUCACUCGCACUGUGGAUCAUGCCGAAUCCAUUCAAUGUCAUUUUUGUAAUAGAGUUGACCCAAUGUAUAAAUUGUAUACUUUAUCAAUCUCAUAAAACGGUCUCGAUCAUUUUUAUUUGCAUCCGUCCUACGCAACCAAUGGAUCUUCUUGUAUAUUAUUGUAUUUUAACUUGUUCAAUAUUGCGCAACUUAUGUUUAUUAAAUACCUGCUAUUGACGUUAAAGCCUAGGUACCAAAUAGCUAAAUAAAGUAGUCUGGAGCCAGCCAAUUUUAACAGGGAAUUUAUAUGAUGACUAAAAGCAUCUGGCAAUUCUGAUUUCGUACAACCUUAGCGAUUUGAAAAUUUUGCCUACACCAUAUUCAAGCAGAAAGGGCAAUGAUCAUUCGUCUAAAAAUUAAUGGUGUUAGCUUCCAGACUCGUUUGAUCAACUAACUUUCAAAAUAUAAAUGGGGUGUCACAGUGUUUCAAACGGUUCACUCUAAAUAUAUAAAAAAAACGGAUAAGGCUAAAAAUAGCUGAAGUAACAGAACGAAAUGAUGAAUACGGGAGAGUGAAGAUUCGACAACGACAAGAAUAGACUUUGUAGAUAGAUAAAGGUUUAGUAUUUAAAUAUGUACGCAUUGUAGUAUUUUAGACAACGGUACUAAUGUUAGUAUGUUUUGAACAUAAAUGUAUAGAUAGAACAUGCCAAAUAUUGAAAUAGAUAAUGUAAAUUGAAAAUAACUGUUGCCACUUA
Mercenaria mercenaria is the source of this 1461-nucleotide messenger RNA. RefSeq lists its product as uncharacterized. The record is from RefSeq and is a predicted model, not a curated record. The transcript is spliced from 2 exons. The coding region runs from base 264 to 680 and encodes 138 amino acids. NCBI's taxonomy places the organism in Eukaryota, Metazoa, Mollusca, Bivalvia, Venerida, Veneridae.